UUUCCCGGCCCACUGAGCCCGUGGGUUCGCUCUUUUUCCUCCCUUCAACCGCCGCCUGAGCCUGGACUCAUCAAAGAAUGAACCUCUCCCGCCUCGAUAAUGGCCAUUUUCAAAAGAUAUAAUCCCCUCUUCUCGUCUUCUUCCUCUCUCUUCUCCCGCUUGCAAGCCCUAAUCCUCGAACAAAAGAGGUGGACGCAUGCGUAUUCUGGUGAGAGCGCAGCCGGCGAAGUUCGAGAGGCUAGUUCUGGUUUUCGCCUGAGAGAAGGUUCCAUUGACGCUUCUACUUGGAGGACUGUGGACUCGAGAACUUUUGGGAUUAGACGCUCAGCUAUAUCAUCACCCAUAUGGACUGUUCUCAAAAUUCUUCAAGGGCAAGGUUUUGAAGCCUAUCUCGUAGGUGGAUGUGUGAGGGACUUAAUAUUGGGGAGAACGCCAAAAGAUUUUGAUGUUGUUACCACUGCUACUCUUGAACAGAUUAAAAAUCAAUUCCAUCGAUCUAUAAUAAUAGGACGUCGAUUUCCAAUAUGCCUGGUUUAUAUUUUUAGCACCAAAAUAGAGGUUUCUAGCUUUGAAACGACACAUAUAGAUGCCCAACAUGGGCAAAUGAUCCUUUUCUCUCAAAUGCCCAAUAGUUGUGACAAGAAAGAUUUUGUGCGCUGGAAAGAUUGCAUGAGGCGGGAUUUCACAAUUAAUGGCUUAUUCUAUGACCCUUUUGUAAAUACAAUCUAUGAUUAUGCUGAUGGAAUAAGGGAUGUAAUGGCAUCUGAGGUGCGCACAGUAAUUCCAGCACAUUUAUCUUUUACGGAGGACUGUGCUAGAAUUUUGCGCGGUUUGAGGAUUGUUGCUCGACUUGGCUUGCGGUUCUCUGAAGACACGGCUACUGCUGUACAAGAUCUUUGUAGCUCCAUAAUAACUCUUGACAAGCCAAGACUGAUGAUGGAAUUAAAUUUCAUGCUCGCAUAUGGAGCAGCUGUGCCAUCGAUCAGGUUACUUCAGAAAUAUAAACUUCUUGACAUCUUGCUCCCUAUUCAAGCCGCAUAUCUUGCUGACCAGAGUAAGCAGCUCGCAGGUGGAAGCUCUAUAAUGCUGAUGGUAAGAUGCUUUACCCUGUGCAUCUUCUUGUAAACUGUACAAGUUUAU
This is a messenger RNA of Asparagus officinalis (garden asparagus), 1140 nucleotides long. Its product is annotated as poly(A) polymerase I-like. Gene Ontology annotation, biological process: RNA processing. The record is from RefSeq and is a predicted model, not a curated record. The coding region runs from base 100 to 1125 and encodes 341 amino acids. The transcript has 11 exons. NCBI's taxonomy places the organism in Eukaryota, Viridiplantae, Streptophyta, Magnoliopsida, Asparagales, Asparagaceae. Gene Ontology annotation, molecular function: nucleotidyltransferase activity; RNA binding.